Messenger RNA from Huiozyma naganishii CBS 8797, 1407 nucleotides. It is a transcript of the gene ISC1, whose product is annotated as inositol phosphosphingolipid phospholipase. Gene Ontology annotation, cellular component: cytoplasm. Gene Ontology annotation, molecular function: sphingomyelin phosphodiesterase activity. The coding region runs from base 1 to 1407 and encodes 468 amino acids. NCBI's taxonomy places the organism in Eukaryota, Fungi, Ascomycota, Saccharomycetes, Saccharomycetales, Saccharomycetaceae. The transcript has a single exon. The record is from RefSeq and is a predicted model, not a curated record.
AUGGAAUCAGCACGUUUGCAAUCGCAGUCAGGGUCUACCGCCGAGGUGGAGGGCCCAGGUAGGGCGGGUCCACCGCUACGGAUCAGGUUUCUGACGUUCAAUACGUGGGGAUUGAAGUGGGUCUCGAAGCACCGGCGCGUGCGGAUGCGGGCGUUGGCGGACAUGCUCGCUGGUGGUGACCCCGCAGAGAUGGCUCUUGAGAGUGUGGCUACGUCCGGGGACGAUGGGCUGCCCCCUACGACUGGUCAAUACGACGUUAUCGCAUUGCAAGAGGUGUGGUGUCGCGAGGACUGGGAGUACAUCGUCGAACGGUGUCACUCCAAGUACCCAUACCAUCGGAUAUUCUACGCUGGGAUUCUCACUGGACCAGGGCUUGCGCUGUUGUCCUGCUGGCCCAUCGAUUCCUCGUUUUUGUACCGAUUCCCGAUCAACGGGAGGCCGAGUGCAUUCUUCCGGGGAGACUGGUAUGUCGGGAAGUCCGUUGCUGUCACGACGGUCACUCUGCCGGGGUCCCCCGGAGGGAAGCUUGCCAUUAUGAACAGCCACAUGCACGCACCGUAUGCACUCACGGGGGACGCCGCUUACACUUGCCACAGGGCAUGCCAAGCAUGGGACUUCAGCAGACUUGCUCAACUCUACUCGGAGGCGGGAUACGCUGUGAUCAUCGUCGGGGACCUCAAUUCACGACCAGAGUCCCUGCAACACCAGUUCCUCACUCAGGAGACUGGGCUUGCGGACUCCUGGGAACAGCUGGGUGCAAAGGCGUAUCCUCCGAGACCGACACUCGCUCAGGUUGCCAAGAUGUCCGCGCUGGACCAGCUCAAGUACGGCUGCACGACCUGCGACUCGCUGCUCAACACCUGGCGCAGCGACCGACGGCCCGACGAGGCCUGCAGGCUCGACUACGCGCUCGUGGACCCACACAAACUGUUGACGGUAGACGCAGGCGUCCAGUUCACGGAACGCAUCCCUGGAAUAGGCAGCUUCUCGGACCAUUUCGCCUACUACUGCGAGCUACACUACAGGGACAAUAGCAAGGAUGAACAGACCCCGGCAAGAGACCUGCUCCUCAAACGAUACUCCAGCUAUGUCGAGAUGUGCGACCUCAUCGACGACUACCUCAUCACUGCGCACCGCCAAAAGUUCUGGCGUGGGAUUCACUUCUGGGCGUCCCUGGUACUAAUUAUCGGGUGCUGCGUGAGCACUUCGUUCACUAGCUACACUAGGGCCCCCCUGGUCCCUCGGUUCUUCUGGGUCCUCUUCGCCAGCGUACUUGCAGUGACGGGACUCAUCGACGGACUCAUCUCGUUCCUAUUCGGCAGAAGCGAGCUCAGAGCGCUGAGAGAGGUCAAAUUAGAGGUCACGGACGCCCAGCGCACACUGCAAUGCACUCUAGAUACCGCGUGA